UGGAAAUUUUAGCCGAAAACUAAUAGAGAGAGAAAGGAGAGAGAAAGCACUUUAGCAGUUUUAUAUGCUGCACGCAUCCAUCCACAGCAGAAAACACAAGGAGGACAAGAGAAAGAGAAAGAAAUAAAGCAAGCCCCAUUUAAAGCUUUUCUCUUUUUGUACUGUGCACACAUCACAACAAUAAUAACAACAAAAACAAAGAUGGGUUUUUGAAACCAUUACAUAACAAGAGAGAGAAAAAAAAUUAGAAGAAGAAGAACAAGAAGAUGAAGAAGAAGGUGAAUAAUGAAUGAGAUGAAGGCUAUGCCCUUACCCUUUCAGGAAUACAUAGGAAAAGGGGUGUUAGAUUUUGUUGGUGGUGGUGUUUCAAAUUCAAAUUCAAAUUCAAAUUCAGAUUCAUUUUUAUCACCACAACAACAAGAACAGUUUCUUCUUCAAAGGUGGAGGAGGGAAGAAAAUUGUUGCUAUGCUGCUGAGGGCAUUGACCCCUCUUCUCUUGUUGUUUUUGACCUCAAAAAAACCACUCCAACCUCUUCCUCUACACUGUCUUCCUCUCACGGUAGCGCCGCCGGAGGAGGCGGUUCCACUGAUAGUGCCGCUGCGGCGAAAGACUACAACAACAAUAACAAUAAUAUCUCUCAAGUUGAAGGAGGAUGUGGUGGAAUGGGAAUGGAAGAUUGGGAGAGUGUUUUGUCUGAAUCACCAAGUCAAGAUCAUUCCAUUUUGAAAUUGAUUAUGGAAGAUAUUGAAGAUGCAUCUAUGGGAUUAAGCAAGCUUUUGCAAGUUGGAAAUGGUAAUGGUAGUGGAAAUGGUUCUCAUUCUCAUUCUCAAGAUGUUGUUGAAUUCAAUGGUUUUAGUUUUAUGGAUCAACAAAGUUCUGUAGUACUUGACCCUAUUCCUUCUACUAAUGUCAACAACAACUUUGUAACAAGCAUUGAAACUUGUUCUGAUUUCCCUUUUAGUAGAUUGAAUCAAAACCCUAUGUUUCAUUCUUCAGCUAGUAAUAGUAAUAAUCCUCAGAGUUUGUUUCAAUCAAUGGAGACACAAGCAGUUAAUAAUAAUCCUCACUUUGUUUUGAACCAAAACCAAGCUGUUUCUCAGUUUAUGCCUAAUAAUAACAACCCUGGUUUGGUUUUUCCUUUUACAUAUUCUCAGCUUCAAGAGAAUCAACAACAGGUUCAGCCUCCAGCUAAAAGACUCAAUUGUGGAACAAAUUAUCAAGUUCCAAAGACACCAUUUUUGGAUUCUGGGCAAGACAUGUUUCUUAGGAGGCAACAGCAGCAGCUUCAACUGCUUCCACACCAUCUGCAGCAUAGGCCAUCAUCUGGGGUGAUGGCACCAAAGCAGAAAAUGGGGGGCGGCGGAGAAGAUGUUGCGAUACAUCAGCUUCAGCAGGCUUUAAUUGAUCAGCUUUUCAAGGCUGCGGAAAUGAUAGACGCCGGUAAUCCGGAACUCGCGCACGGGAUAUUGGCGCGGCUCAAUCACCAAGUUUCUCCCAUUGGGAAGCCUUUUCAAAGGGCUUCUUUCCAUUUCAAGGAGGCAUUACAAUUGUUUCUUCAAUCGAACAACAACAACAGCAAUAGUAAUAAUAGCUCUUUGAGCUUCUCACCGACUGGCCUCUUGCUCAAGAUUGGUGCUUAUAAAUCAUUCUCAGAAAUCUCACCAGUUCUGCAGUUUGCCAAUUUCACUUCCAACCAAGCAUUGCUUGAAGCUGUGGAAGGUUUCGAUCGCAUUCACAUAAUAGAUUUCGAUAUUGGUUUUGGUGGACAAUGGUCUUCUUUUAUGCAGGAGUUAGCACUCAGGAAUGGCGGUGCACCUGCACUUAAGAUCACUGCAUUUGUUUCACCCUCUCACCAUGACGAAAUCGAGCUUAGUUUCACGCACGAGAAUUUGAAGCAGUAUGCCAGCGAAAUUAACAUGUCCUUUGAGCUUGAGAUUCUGACCUUUGAGUCUAUGAAUUCUGCUUCGUGGCCGCAACCACUUCGUGACUGCGAAGCAGUUGUUGUUAACUUACCUAUUGGCUCUUUCUCAAAUUACCCUUCGUACCUUCCUUUGGUGCUUCGCUUUGUCAAGCAGCUCAUGCCGAAAAUUGUAGUAACAUUGGAUAGGAGUUGUGAUCGAACUGAUGCACCGUUUCCUCAGCAUCUGAUUUUUGCACUCCAGUCUUAUUCCAGUUUACUCGAGUCACUAGAUGCUGUUAGUGUUAAUGUUCACCCAGACGUACUUCAGAUGAUCGAGAAGUAUUAUCUUCAACCAGCAAUUGAGAAGCUUGUUUCGGGGCGUCUGCGUUCGCAGGAUAGAACGCUGCCAUGGAAAAACUUGAUGUUGUCAUCGGGGUUCUCACCGAUGACAUUUAGUAACUUUACAGAGUCACAAGCCGAGUGUUUGGUGCAGAGGAUUCCUGGUAGGGGAUUCCAUGUGGAGAAGAAGCAGUCUUCACUUGUUUUAUGUUGGCAAAGAAAGGAUCUGAUUUCGGUUUCAACUUGGCGAUGCUGAGAGUUGAAGGAAACAACAAUCUUGCACCUUUUAACUGCCAAUUAAAGUUUUUUUAUAAAUGCAAAGGUGCUUUAUAACUUUACUACUGCUUCUAUUAUUAUUGAUCUUUUUUCUUUUAAUAUGCCUUGGCUUACUAUGAUUCAAUGCUAAUUUGUCUAUGUUUAGGAUUUGUUAUUUCCACUGAUGAUGGAAGUAAACUUAAGUCUUAAUUAGCAACUGAAUGGCAAUUUAUAAGCUCUCUUAUGUGUAGUGAUUGUUUUUUUUUGCUUUGAAUAUCGACGUUCUAUUUA
This is a messenger RNA of Cicer arietinum (chickpea), 2786 nucleotides long. Its product is annotated as scarecrow-like protein 22. The record is from RefSeq and is a predicted model, not a curated record. Lineage: Eukaryota; Viridiplantae; Streptophyta; Magnoliopsida; Fabales; Fabaceae.